CAACUGGAAGCCAGCAUUCUUAUAAAACCAUCAUGUUUAAAACAAAAGGUCUAAACAAAAAUAUCAAAAUAAUUACUCAACCUGAAGAGGUAAAUAAAGCCAGGGGGGCAUGACCUCCUCCCACAGGCACACCCAGGCUCGGCGUUUAAUUGGCUGGCAAUCGUUAGUGUGUGCCACAUCAUUGUUAGUAAAUAAGUCCAUGUCACUACCGAUCAUCCAGAAUAAUUUUUUCUGUUUCGAUUCAUUAUAAACCUGAGGAGAGUGCACAAAAGGCUGCAAAAAUCAUGACAGUCUUAAGAUUAAGAAAAUUUAGCAUGGAAGAAUCCUCCAACAUGGCGGAACACAGGACUAACUAUUACAGCAGCAGUGACCUGAUCUUGAGACGAGCGCAGGCCUUUAGAAUAAUGCUUUACUUCAAUAGGCCUCUUCAGGAAAAGGACAAGGUGGAAUUCACUGCAGCUACAGGACCUGACCCACAAGAAGCUGAUGAUACAAUGUGUAUAUUUCCACUGUUUGGUUCUCAAAGCAAAGCUUCUUGGACAGCCGAAGUUGAUUCCAUUGACUCUAACUGCGUCACUGCCAUAAUUACCAGCUCCGCUGAUGCUGUUAUUGGACGUUAUAAACUGCAACUUUACACCACAUCCAGUAAAAAAAAGUCAUACUUCAAAUUACGCGAGUUUGUACUGCUCUUUAACCCUUGGGCUGAAGAUGAUGUAGUGUAUAUGGAGGAUGAAAACGAGAGGUGUGAGUAUGUCUUGAAUGACCACGGUAUCAUCUACAUUGGACACGAGGAGAUGAUCGAUGAGCAGGGUUGGGACUUUGGCCAAUUUGAAGAAAAUAUUUUGGACAUCUCUCUCCAGAUCUUAGAUAGGAGUUUAAACUAUCAGGAUGAUCCAGUUUUGGAUUGUUCCCAGAGGUAUGAUCCUGGUUAUGUAGGGAGAGUACUUACUGCAAUGAUAAACAGCUUUGAUGAUGAUGGAGUACUAGAAGGGAGGUGGACUGGAAAAUUCACUGGUGGUGUUGAUCCCCAACACUGGAUUGGAAGUGUGGAGAUUCUUAUGAGAUGGUACAGGGGAGGCUACAAGCCAGUCAAAUAUGGACAGUGCUGGGUGUUUGCAGCAGUCAUGUGCACGGUACUUCGGUGUUUAGGAAUCCCAACAAGAGUAAUCACCAACUUUGCUUCUGCCCAUGACAAAGAUGGAAACCUGGGUAUUGACAGCAUUUAUAGCAGCUCAGGAAGAAAUAUGAGCAAAGACACCAUGUGGAACUUCCAUGUCUGGAAUGAGAGCUGGUUCAGAAGAAAUGAUUUAGGCUCAGCCUACAGAGGUUGGCAAGUGCUAGAUGCAACUCCACAGGAGUUAAGUGAAGGUACGUAUUGCUGUGGUCCAGCUUCGCUCCAUGCAGUCAAAGAAGGAGACGUUGAUAAGGACUACAACGUUCCCUUUGUUUUUGCUGAAGUGAAUGCCGACCGUAACACCUGGGUUUAUUAUGCUAAAGAUGUGAAAGAGAAAGUGUACACUGAUUCCAAGUCUGUGGGGAAACACAUGAGCACCAAGAGCGUUGGUGGUAAUGAACGGGUUGAAAUUACCAACAACUAUAAAUAUCCAGAAGGAACUGAGAAAGAAAGACAGGUAUAUCUGAAGGCUCGCAAGAAGUUGCUGGACAUGGGAGUUCUGAAAGAUGAAAAUCUUGGUAGGCGGUUUAUUGGAAAAAAGCGUUAUAAGAAGCGAGGCCGUGCUUCUGAAUCAGCUGAUGACAGCGAAGAGCCAACUGAGUUAGGCAUAAUUGGAAAAUUUCAGUUGGUUGCACCACCAAAAUUUGGCGAUGAUGUCAACUUAAUAUUGAGUUUAAGAAAUUCUGGUCAAAAGAGCGAAGCACUGAAAGUGAAAUUAAGUUCCUCUGCUAUUAAGUACACUGGAAGGCCAAUGUCCGAGAUAUUUUCUGAUCAAACCUCUGUGACCCUUGGCUCCAUGAAAGAGAAACAAAUCCCCAUCAACAUUGCUGCCAGUCAGUAUGAGGAGGAACUGACCAAGGACCAUCUCAUAGAAGUGGUUGCUCUUUGUGAAUUAAAAUCCAAGAAGAAGAUGUUGGUUCGUAGAGUUGUUUCUAUAGAAAAACCUCCUCUUCUUAUCCAGGUUCUUAGCUAUCCUGUGGUGGAUGAGCUGUGUGAACUACAAGUUUCCUUUAAAAAUCCCCUUUCUGUGCCACUAACUGAUGGGAUUUUAUUGUUAGGAGGAAGCGGUCUCAUCAGGAAACAGAUCAAGAGACGAGUGCCAAAACUUGGGCCCAAAGCAGAAGGCAGCAUUGUUCUGGAGAUCACUCCUUACAGGUUUGGUACCCAGCAGCUGGUGGUAGAUUUUAUCUCAAAGCAUUUCUCAGCUAUUAAAGGAUUUAAGAGGAUAGAGGUGGCAGAAGACCAUUUAGAAGACAUUUCAGAAGAAAUCAUAGUAAUUGAAGAUGAUUAACUGGAUAAUGAACUCUACUGAUAUUCCAUAAUUCAUCCAUAUUAAACAGCAUGCCUGAAAUGUUUAUCUGGCCUAUACCAUGUUUCCCUACUACAAGGUAGCAACCACUUCAAAAUACUGUAAAUCCUACUCAUAAGUAAGUCCUAUUGACCAGUGUACCAGGCACUCUGUAACUUGAGUGAUAGCACCAUAGAUGUUAUUAUCUAGAGCGUAUAAAGCACACUUUCUAAAGGAAAAUCUAGAUAUUGUUCUCCACAGACAUGCAUGGAACAUAUUUGGGCACCUUCCAUAUGAGGAAAUGGAAAUAUGCAUUGUAAUAAUAAUAAUCUGUGCACCACAAGAUCCCUCAAGUUAAUUAUCUGAGUUAAAAUUCUUACACUCUAACAUGGGGUAUCUCCUCUCUUUCUACAAACCAACAGUCACAAAACAGACAGCCUAUUGGUUUCUAUGGCAGCCCUGACUUCCGGGACAGGGUGAGACAUAGAAUGAAUAUAAAUUGGCUUCUCGGUUCUUCUUUAAAGAUCAAGUACCUUGUAAUUGUCUUCCUGUGCUUCUGGGUAAUUUGCUAUUAAUGAGAAUGUAUGAAGAGAAUGAUUAAUCAGCCAUGCUGAAGGCCGCAUGUGACCCUUCUGUGAUUAGCUGUGGCCCCUAUUCUAGGUUUACAAAAGAAAUGUUGGGUAUGUUGGCAGCUACCUCUCACUUGAAAAAAGGAAACAAGGAUCACAGACUAAAAUAUAGGAUCAAAGGGCCUGGCUCACAAGAGCUUAUAAUAAAAAAUGGUCUAAGUUUCUGGAUAUAACAUAAGUAUCAAGAACUCAAAUUGACUGAUUUUAAGAUCUGAUGAUCGCCAUAAAAGUAAUAUAGUGGUACAGGGUGUGUGUUUUCUUUUUGUUAUUUAUAUUAUCUCUAAACUUAUUUGUUACUGAAGGAUAUAUUGCAAAAUUUGAUUGUUUUUGUGUAGGCUAAUCAAUAUGAAGUUGAUGUUGCACUUUAAACAGAAUAAAAAUUGUCCUGAAUAAUA
This is a messenger RNA of Xenopus tropicalis (tropical clawed frog), 3486 nucleotides long. The record is from RefSeq and is a predicted model, not a curated record. Lineage: Eukaryota; Metazoa; Chordata; Amphibia; Anura; Pipidae.